Molecule: messenger RNA, 3875 nt
Organism: Cryptomeria japonica (Japanese cedar)
Lineage: Eukaryota; Viridiplantae; Streptophyta; Pinopsida; Cupressales; Cupressaceae
Exons: 7
Coding region: 296-1363 (355 amino acids)
Biological process (GO): carbohydrate transmembrane transport
Cellular component (GO): membrane
Molecular function (GO): carbohydrate transmembrane transporter activity
Source: RefSeq, a predicted model, not a curated record
UAAAAAAAAAUAGUACACAACAAUUCCAGGCUGACAUUGAUGCCGUGUCAGAUGAGGAUUUCUCAAGCCAUUCAUAAUAUUAAAGAAAAAAAACACUUUUGUCGCUUUUCAAAAUCUGAAUUGCCCUCGAGCUUUUAUGUUCAGUAAAUAUAGGCCUGGGUUAAACUCGUUUCGCUCUACCAGGAGGGUGGUAACACUUAUGCAAUUGCACAUUUGGUAGAGCUAUGCUCUAAAAUUCUGUCUUGCCUUAUACUACAUUCAAAACGGAGUUACAGCAAAAGUAGGCCUUGUAAAGAUGGACGAUGUUAUAAUUGGACUGUUGGCAGCAUUUGGAUCUGCUCUCUUCUUUGGAUCAUAUGCGGUUCCUAUUAAAAUGCCUGCAGCUCUUUCUCUUGAUCCUUUUGUGUUUCAAUCUUAUAAGUCAACUGCAUGCUUUAUGACCUCAUGGCUUGUCUUAUUAUAUACUCCUUACAGGUUUACCUGGUGGGGAAUGUUGGGUGCAUUGAUUUGGGUCACAAAUGGUGUAAUGGCAAUUUCAGCAGUUCGAUGGGCAGGAAUUGGCAUUGCUCAAUCUCUAUGGAGUGGCCUUAGCAUAUUUAUAGCCUACAUUUGGGGAGCCUAUGUCUUCAAGGAGCACUUGAAAAGUCACUUUCUAUCACUAUUGGCAUUGUUAAUUAUGACGUUAGGAAUGAUAGGAAUUGGAAUUGCAGUUUCUGGGGUAAAAGGAUUGCCGUCCUUGCUUGAUGUUUGGUUGAAGUUAGAAGUAAACUUUGUUUCAAAGAAAGAUUGCCCAAAGUAUAACUGCAUCAAAGUUGAAGACUCUUCACAACCUUUUAUAAAGGGCAUGACUCCAGAUGCUGGUAGAGUUAAAGGAGAUUGUGACCAUCAAAGUAAUAAUCUUGUAAAGGGCAUUCUUUGUGCAGUACUUGUAGGAGCUAUGAAUGGCAGCUUUAUGAUUCCGCUCAAAUAUGCAAACAAGGACGUUGUUGGAGUAGAAUACCUGGUGUCCUUUGGAAUAGGGUCCAUGACAAUGACACUGGUGCUUCUUGGCACUUAUACUAUUGUUUUAGUCUUCCAGGGAAGGCCCCUACCUUCUUUGUAUGUCCCUGGAGCGGUGGGCCCAGCUUUUCUUGCAGGUCUCCUUUGGAGCUUGGGAAACUUUUUCAGCAUAUAUGCAACUUUGGACUUGGGGGUAGCUCUUGGAUGGCCAUUAGUUCAGUGCCAACUCCUUGUAAGUGCCAUGUGGGCUGUCUUUUUCUACAAAGAGGUGACAACUAAGACUGGAGCAGCCUUACUAUUAGGAUCAUCUAUACUAGUUGUCUCGGGCGCUAUAAUGCUCUCAAUAUUUGGGACAACCGGGUAAUAAAUGGAUGCAGGAACCCCCGUCACCCUCAACGAGGAGAGGGAGAGUAUCAUGGGGGAGAGGGGCGCAAACAUGAGAAGAGGUCAAAGUUGCCAUCAAUGCCAACUUAUGCACAACUAAGAUAAGUUGACCUUGCUAGGUUUAGAGUUGUCGACCUAGCGUCAUUUUGGUUAGUGUCGGUAAUAUUGUUGUUGGUGGGUUUGAAUCUUGUGUAGGCUAUAGUAUGUCUUGUUAAGGUCGUCACCACCUUGCCAAUAACUUCUGAUAUAAAUUUAUGUUUCUGGAAUAAAAUAAUGACUUAAAUUAAAACGAGAUAUUGGUUAAACACAAACACAUAGACACAGACACAGACUCACUCACAUGUGUUUUACGUAAUGAUAAUAAACACAUGCAUAUACAUAUUAAGUUAAUACCUUUGGAAAUUUAAUACGGCUAAUAUAGCUGGACCCAUAUCGGUCCAUUAUGAGUAAUACUUAUAUCGAGCCAUAAUGUGAAUUGGCAAGUAUGAGAAUAAUAUGCGGUGGGGAUUCUAAUAAUCGACACAUGGAUCUUUUCUUGAGUUAAAAUGAAAUGAAAUUCAAAUUGUUAGUGCUGCAUUCGUCUGAGCCGUUUCUUGAUCUCUUGAAAUUAAAUGAUAUUUGGAGUCCGGCCAUAUAAGGACGGAGCUCGCUCAUUCUUGGGGGGAUUAUAAUUAAUCACUGAGAAAAAGAUAGCAGAAAACAUUGGCGCAUGUAUUUGGAAGGCGUAAGCUGUGAGAGAUAGCUACCACGGGUUGUGGAGAGGGAGCUCGAUAGCUUUAAAGCUGCAGUCUAAGCAACUCAAUGACUCCAAUCCUCAAACUCAGGCAUGCGAAGUCUCACUUCUUUUAGUUUUUACUAGUUUUGAAUGAGUGCGAGCUUGUAUAGCUCUGUAAAUAGUACGGCUAAUUCAUAUUCCAUCUUUCCUUAUCAAGCAUUUUCUCAUGAAAUAAUAUGAGUCUUAUUGUGUCAAAAAUCCGCCAGAAUUAAUAGAAGCCAGUAAUGCAUGAUACGUAUUUCAAUGUCAUCUUUCUGCCAAUAAUGAAAAGAUAACAACUAUAGCAAGCCUAUCGAAUCUAUUUGCUCUGGUCAAAAUGUAAGUUUACCUAAGCAAAACUAUUCUUUACUCAAUCAAACUGAAUCUUGAACGCAAACACAUAAACGGGUCUAAGGAACCCUGUAAAUUAUUUCACUAAGGAAAGACAUUGUGAGUAGUUAUUAUAUUCUUUAGAGGCUGCAAUUGGAUACGUAUAAGGGAGUAGCCUAAAACCUAAUUUUUUUACUUAAUUCAAGAACAAAAACCAUUUCAUGAACUUGGGUGGAGACAUUGUUGUCUCAAUAAGAAACACUUUGUGUUACUUAGAAGCUUCUCUCUCAUGAAGACAUAGCUGCAAGAUAGGAAUCUGAUUGUAUUAGUUGCAGAAUUAUAGUGGACAAUUCCAAUUCUUUAUUAUUAGAUAAGAAGAACAAGCUCAUGAAUGGUCACCUAUUUGGAAUAAGAAAUGCAUUUUAUUGGCCUGCACCUAUAGGCAUGCAAGUAAUUGCAGUAAGAGGAAGAGUAUGCAUUCAAUUAGGGUGCAAAAUUGGCAUACAAUUGUAUGCAUGCAGAAUGUAGCAAGUGCACGUUAAGGGUAUGCAUGUAAGGUGCUAUUAUAGAUUCUUAGAUAAAUUUUUAAGUAAGAAUUGAAUUUCUUGUUCAAUUAUACUUGUUGGAUCGUACAAGGAAAUGUCAGUUGACUAGUGAGCUUAGCUGAGUGUAAAUACUUUUGUAGAUGCUUCAAAGCUGCAAGUUAAAACCUUCCAAUCCAUAUGAACAAGAUAGAAAUGAUUAAAUCAUGUUUCUAGAGUUCUCCAUUGCUAUUGCAUGUGAUUAAAUCAUGUUUCUAGAGUUCUCCAUUGCUAUUGCAUGUGAACUAGAACGUCAUAACCUCAAUGCAGAGCAAGCAUGCUCUUAAGCCAUUGUCGACCUCCACCAGGUUAAUUAGAACACAAGAAUAUAUAAGUAUCAAGUUGAGUAGGGUGGGUGGACAGAUGAUUGCACACAUGUCGUGCAUAUUUAACAAGACUAAAUCCUUUGGCCAAGGUGGUGCAUUGUUCUGCAUGCGCCCGUUAGUUCACCAGAACCAGAUACCUGUAGAAUAGAACCAGAUACCUGUAGAAGUCUAUAGUGUGCGACCGACUAGAGGUGUGUAAGUUUCUAAACACCAGGCUCAGAUGGCAAUUAGAUCUAGUCUUGUGUCCGCACCCUCGCGAAGGGUAGGGCCACUUUUGGAAGGAAGGUGAGCGGGGGCAACCGCCAGGUCUAUGGUCGGAGGUAAAGCAUCCCAAUGAUACUCUCCCUCAAGCAGAAUAUGCCAAUACUUGAUUGGACAUCAACUCGUAUAAAAUACGAGACAUUGUAGCUUCUAAACUGUUCUUCAUUUUCUCAUCAUGUUCUGUAUGUUUACAUGAUGUAGUGGAUUAUAAUAUUUAGAAUCGCUUGCUUUCAAGCUUUC